Argiope bruennichi is the source of this 2206-nucleotide messenger RNA. RefSeq names its product protein arginine N-methyltransferase 1-like. The transcript has 10 exons. Gene Ontology annotation, cellular component: nucleus. The record is from RefSeq and is a predicted model, not a curated record. The coding region runs from base 122 to 1255 and encodes 377 amino acids. Gene Ontology annotation, biological process: peptidyl-arginine methylation. NCBI's taxonomy places the organism in Eukaryota, Metazoa, Arthropoda, Arachnida, Araneae, Araneidae. Gene Ontology annotation, molecular function: protein-arginine N-methyltransferase activity.
CUGUAUAGUCAAAAUUAUUUUUCUUUUGAAUCUUUUGUGUGUAUCUUGUCUCCAUGGCGUGCUGAAGUACAAAUUUGACAAUUGAUUCUCACAAUUAGUUAUAAAAAAAUUUGAUCCAAAAAUGUCUGAACAAAUGGAGGUUAGUACAACAGAUGGGGCUAAUCCAAUUUCAUCAGAGCCUUUAGUCAAUGGUGAAACUCUUAAAAAAGAUGAUAGUAAAGUAUGUUGGAGAUGCCAGAAAGAAAUGAAUGGCCUGACUACUUACAAACCUGAAGAAAUGACUUCAAAAGAUUAUUAUUUUGAUUCUUAUGCACAUUUUGGUAUUCAUGAGGAAAUGUUAAAGGAUGAAGUAAGAACUAUGACUUACAGAAAUGCCAUGUACCAUAAUAAACAUUUAUUUCGUGGCAAAACAGUACUUGACAUUGGAUGUGGUACAGGAAUUUUGUGUAUGUUUGCUGCUAAAGCUGGUGCUACCAAAGUUAUUGGAAUUGAAUGUUCUAGUAUAGUUGAACAUGCUGAACAAAUUGUUAAAGACAACCAUCUUGAUAAUGUUAUUACAAUAGUUAAAGGAAAAGUAGAAGAAGUUGAAUUACCUGUAGAAAAAGUAGAUAUCAUCAUUUCUGAAUGGAUGGGAUAUUGUCUGUUUUAUGAAUCCAUGUUAGACACUGUUCUUUUUGCUCGAGACAAAUGGCUGAAACCUGAUGGGAUGCUGUUUCCUGAUAGAGCUACUCUUUUUGUUUUGGGCAUCGAAGAUAGGCAGUAUAAAGAUGAGAAAAUAUCUUGGUGGGACAGUGUGUACGGUUUCAACAUGAGUUGCAUAAGAAAAGUAGCUAUCACUGAACCAUUAGUGGAUGUGGUAGAUCCCAAACAAGUUGUGACUUCAAGUUGUUUAUUGAAAGAAAUAGAUUUGUAUACUGUGAAAUCUGAAGAUUUGUCUUUUAAAUCGCCAUUUAUUCUCUCCGUCCAAAGAGAUGAUUAUGUACAAGCAUUUGUUACAUAUUUUAAUGUAGAGUUCACUAAGUGUCAUAAACGCAUUGGCUUUUCUACUGCUCCUGGUGCACCUUACACACACUGGAAACAGACAGUGUUUUAUUUUGAUGAUUAUCUGACAGUUAAGAAAGGUGAAGAAAUAUAUGGUGUAUUUAGUAUGCAGCCAAAUCCUAAAAAUAAGCGAGAUCUUGAUUUUUCAAUUGAUAUUGAUUUCAAAGGAGAUCUAUCCGAGCUUUGUGGAUCUUUUGACUACCGUAUGCGGUGAAUAGACUGUGGAAUUUUUAUCAUUUGAUGUUUUCCAUGAAGUCUUUCAUUUUUUUGUUUUCAUUUUAUUUUGUACACCUGACACUCAGUGUAAUUUGUGGAAUUUUUUGUCUUCCUGCUUGAAACAUCCCAGCAACAAUUGAGCUUGAAAACUUUGAUGUUUCAAGUUCAUUAUUGUUGGUAUUUUACAUGGCAUUUAACUUACUCAACAUACAUUUUAGCCUGUAUUUACUGUAUGUUUGUUAAAUGUACAUUAUUUGUUGCUGUAGUGUACAUAAAGAACAAUUUUCACUAUAAAGUAAAUUUUUUAUUACAAAAACUUUUACAGUAGCUCUAAAUAAAGUACAGAAGAAAAAAAAUUAAUUCAUCUCAAGAAAUAUAGCGUAUAUUGAACUUUUACAAUGUUAUUAUGAAGAGGUAUAACCUAUGUUAUAUUUCUAACAAUCGCACAUUAAAUUGUCUUGUCUACUUUUAAUAAUCAUUAAAUCAUAUGCUUUAAUAAAAAAAAAUCCUUUUAAAUCGAAGAAAAACUUAUUUUGAAAAGUUUAACCAUGGUUUGUGCUCAAACUAUAUGUUUAUGUAGAAAGCAUUAGCUAUAAUUAAGUACUUCAAUAAUCCUGAUGUUUAUUAAGAAUUGUUUUGCAUUCAUAAAAUAGUUUCCUUUAUUUCAUUAAACAAGAAGCCCAAUACUUUUUAGAAAUGAUCGUGUAAUUAUGAAUGUUACAAUCCUACCUAGUACUACAGUUUUUAUAAUAUUAGUCAUAGGUAAUUGCUUAAAAUUGAUUUUGUAGUAAUGUUAUGAGAAUAAGAUGACACAAUUCCAUACUAUUUUGUUUUUGUUUGGAAUUCAGAUAUGAAAAAUGAUUGACUUCUGUAAAUCAUGUGGAUGCAUUUUUGAAUCAUAAAUUUUCUGUAUCAUUCCUCUGAAUAAAAAGUUUUUCUAAGAAUGUGA